CUAGUCAGUAUCUCUCCUCCCGAACGCGCGCUGCCGCUGCGUUGCCAACUCAGCCCUUCAGCUGGUGGCUCCGGGGCCUUGCAUUCACCGAUAUCUGGGUUAUCGGUCACGAGUGUGGCCACGGCGCAUUCUCCGCGAGCCGCAGCAUCUCUGAACUCGUCGACUACUUCUACCACACCUUGCUUCUUACGCCACACUUCAGCUUGGCAAAAUCGGACACGAUGUAAGGCUCUUGGGGCAAACGCUUGCAGGGCAUCAUCGAUCUUUUGAGUAUGCGAGUGGCGCAGCAAGUGAGCAGGUGAAUAUACGUUUAGCAUCAAUCAGCUUCAACCGCUGCGCUUCGGAACUACUGGCGGCAAACGCCUAGUAGCUCGUCGGAGGUUGGUGAGUAGCAAGUGAGAAAGAUGACGUUGUGAAUUUGAUGAUCAAGUCAUCAAGCACGUGACUCAUCUUGUGUGACUCUUCACCACCUGCAACGCUACACUCCCAUGAACCACGGCGUACAGCGAGGCGGAGGCGGGCAGAGAGGGAAAAGGGGACUCGGGCGUUUGCCGCCGGGUCCCCGAGGAGGACGGCCGACGCGUUUGCCGCGCGGCCCUUCAAGUUCUGUCCCACUCAACCCGUCGGGACUCAGCCCAGACGAACUCAGUACGGCCGAACUCGGUGGUGGUGCACCGCACUACCUUGUCCCCCUCGCACAUCUGGCCGAUUUCGAGAGGAAAACGCUUACUGCUGCAUCUCAUUUCCACGGCGUCGUCCGCAACGAACUAGGUGUAUUCGUCGUCUUCAAUGCCGAUCGAAACGCUUUGCUUCGGAUCCCGCGCCCCGAAUCUAGGCAUCACUACCGUCCUGCGCUGCACGCAACCUCGUGGAUGAGCGUCCGACGGGUCUUCCUUGCCUGUGGCCCGCGAUAUCCCAUUUUCGACGGGGACCUCGUCGGUGUUCUGGACAUAUCCCUGCGUUCAUUACCUACGGUAAAAAAGCAGAUGGAGACUGGUCUCGGCUGGGCUAUGUCGUGGACCGUUGUGGAGCGGUGGGCGAAUCUGGAAGGAUUCUUGAAUCGCGUGGCAGUCACCCUUCGAUGGCGCGUUGGCCAAAUUUCCCCUGCUCCGAAUUGCGGAACGAUGCAAGCACGGCCUAUAACUUUUGGCUAUUCGGAUUCCUUCGCGACGGAAGAAGAGCUUGCCAAUGCUGUUGCUCGCUCUCGAGAUGCGUUUGUGCCACUACUAGGCGCGAUCGCUAUCUUUUUUUUGGCCCUUGACGGAUCCGUUGAACGAGCCAGUUGGCGCAGCACCGUUAUGGAAGCGCUUCACAUGCCGCACCGACUGAUGGAUUCGCUGGAGGCCGUCGUGGAACGUCUUCUCCGUAAUCCUGCGGGAAUGAUCCUGGAUUUUACACUGGAGAAUCCGCAUGAGCUUGACUGGCUCUUCUCUCUCCUUGUCAAUGACACCGUUUCUAUCCAUCUCCCCCUCUAUUUCUUCCUCGGCCAGGGGAAUGAAGCUGUGAAUCGAGCCACGCAUGUGGAAGCCUUCCCAUCCAUGCGGAAGAUUCAUCUAAGCGUUCAAGACACAAUCCGCGUGUUGAAUGAGCUCCCUCUGGUUGAAGUUGCCAGUAAGGAGUAUGUUUUUGUUCCAUGGAAUAUGCGGCAAUUCGGGACUAUUCCCAACCCCGAAUACUAUGAGACUCUGGAUUCCCCUCAGCGGCAGUUCCCGCCUGUUGACCCUCACAGUGGGCAGAAACCAGGGGAAGACUACAAGGACUUCUUUGCGCGUCGGACUGUUCGAAACAAGCGCCGGCUUGCGGCGGAAACGCCACAACAGCAGCAGUCGCGCUUGCAACGCGAAAGAGGCGCAUUGUCACACGCUGCACCAGGCAAAAAGGGUGCUCGAGUUUUCAUUUGGGAAGAAAAGGAGAAGUUUUGGAUUUGCCGACUCCUGCAGCGCAAUGAAGUCGAGGAUGAAUGGGAUGAUUUUGCACAGUCGCAGCGUAUAUAUGACUCGUUUAGCAAUGAGUGGGACCUCUGCUUGCCCCUGGACCCAACAGCUGUUGUCUCAUAUUCCGACGACGACGACGACGACGACGACUUCGGCUUUGGCUUCUAUAGAAACCCUCCUGCCGCCGCUCAUCCUACAGAGUUCCGCCAGGACUGUGAUCCCACGGAUGACUUUGAGGGCGAACUUCCUGCAGGGCUUUCCGUCGAAGUGCAGUCAGCGCUGUCUAACGCCAGCGCCAUCCUGGGGCAGGUUGAUAUGUACAACCGCGGCACAGACGAAGAACAGCCAUGGAAGACCACCCCGGUAUUUGUGGCUGAACACAAUCCUACCAGGGCCAUUCUCGAAUACCGCGUGGGCUUCAUAGGCGAUACCCCGGGCACUUUCCCGGAGAUGGAGAUGGCGCGGCUGCAAGUCAGCGCACACUUUGUUGGUGACGCUGGAUCUUCCACGGCAAUGCCCAUCAGCAAUUCAGUCCGGGCACUUCUCCAUGUGCUGAACAAGGCGAAGUGUGUCAAAGACAUGCCUUCUGGCCUCUUCGAUCUCAGCGACGAGAAUACCGCGAACGAAAUCUGGUCCAAGAGCGGUGUCAUCGUGGCUGUUACAGCUCCCAUGAGCGAGAAAGCCUAUCGUUCCACGGGCUAUCUGCUGCAGCCCCGUACUCAAGAGGGAGCUUUCGAUCGCCAAAUCCUUCUGUUUAGUGCCACCACAGUCUUACACAUCGUCCGCCUUCGGUGCAGCUCGUGGAAUGAGCUGAUAGGGCAUCUCUACCACCUCGGAGCUGAGUUCAUCAUCGGCAUUGAAGCUUCCAGCUUCUUGCCAUCUUCAUACCGACCAGAACUCUUUCGCUGUGGCAGCCUAGGAGUCCGUCCGGAAGGUUAUGUCCCGAGCAGGGGUGAUCUCAGCAAAUACUGGGAACUGCUCUCACGCUUUCUUCAUUCUCCCCGUGGCCGGCUUGCGCUUCAAGCGGGCGGUAUUGUGGCUCGUCUUGCACGCCUGAUCAUUGAUGACCCAGAGCUGGAUCUGAGAACGGAGUUUGUAGACGUCGAAAUAGCUGAAGAGUGUCUCAAGUUCAAUGACACAUCUUUCUAUUAUCAUGCGCUGACCAAGGAGGAGGAGGAUCUGGUCCUCGGUGUUUAUAGUAUCGAGAUGAACCAGCUGCAUUCUGGUGCUCGCAACGGACAUCAAGAGAAACGAGUGUCGUGGUGGCCACAAGCUGGAGCCUUCUUUUCUUCUGGUUUGAGUGUUGGUUGGUGGACGCCAGACUGCGAGCGGUGGUUCCAAGACAUCCUCCUCGAGAUGGAGCAAAACCGAGCUGUGCUUCUCAACAACACGCGUUGGAAAGACAGGAUUCGUGGCUACAGUGCAGCCUGGCGCCUAUCCAAAAACCUCGACGCGGUCCAUGCCGACUUCCUUGCUGACAUCGGGUGA
Molecule: messenger RNA, 3422 nt
Organism: Mycena citricolor
Lineage: Eukaryota; Fungi; Basidiomycota; Agaricomycetes; Agaricales; Mycenaceae
Source: the annotation of a GenBank genome assembly